AUGGCAUACGAGUUUCCACAACGCAUACUUGAAGAAGGAUCUGAGACGCAAAUUGAUAAAAUUAACAACACGUGUAGACGUACAAUUCUGGAGGAAGUGAAGGGUGUUCUCAACAUUGAGUAUGAUGAAGUUUUGAAAGAUCUUGUCUUCGGUCCGCUUUUGGCAAUCAUAGAGAACAAGCUCAUCUACUCAGGGAAGAUCAUUCACAGCUUCAUAUGCAAGCAGCUCAAGGUUUCGAAGCUUCACGAGCUGUGGUUUCUAUUUGCAAAGAGGCGUCUUAGGUUUUCUGCGCAAGAAUUUCAUGUUGUGACAGGAUUGAAGUUCAAAGAUGAACCUGACAUAAACUUCAAUGAUUGGAAGGAUGAUAAGGGGUUCUGGAGCAAUGUGCUGAGGAAAAAUAGAAAGGUCAACUUAUUCAUGAUAAGGACGAAGCUUCUUCACGAAUGCAACAAGUGGACGUAUGUGGACAGGGUUAGGCUAGUGUAUCUGUGUGUCAUACAUGGAUUCCUCAUAGCUAAGGAUUCAAGAGUGUUCAUCCCUCAUGAAUACAUCCGUUUGGUGAUGGAUUUUGAGAAGAUGAGGAUGUAUCCGUGGGGUCUUCACGCGUAUGACGAGCUGCUUGCAUCAAUACUCAAAGCAAGGAGAGAUUUGCAUCUGAAGAACAGUUACGUGUUGGAUGGAUUCUCCUAUGCGUUUCAGAUAUGGGUUAUGGAGGCAAUCCCUGACAUUGGUAGUAUGGGAGAGCUGUUCCCAUUUAUAUCUGCUACUGGGAACAAUGAUGUGGUUGUUAGCACUGAGUUCUAUAGGGAAGAUGAGAAGAAAGAUGAACGAGUUGGUCGUAUUGUUACUCUUCUCAAUGCCAAGCAGGAUUGGACGGAAUUCGUAUGGGAAGUCGAGGCUUUGCCUCCAACUUUGGAGCUUUCUGAUUCAGAAAAGGAUGGAGAGAAUGUUGAAGUCGAAGAUGUCACAGAUACACAUAUAGAGGAACCGGCUGUUGUUGCAAGAAGGGGCAAGCGUAAGCUAAAUGAUCCUGGUGCGGAGGCUCGAAAGAAAGAAUUGCUUUGUCAACGGACGGCUGAACAUAACAGUGGUAUCUCCAGUGGAAUGAAGACUUUCAUUGAAGGUUUGUUCACCUCUGCUUUCAACUCUUUCAAGGAGGUGGUGCAGAAUGACAUCCAAGAGCGUUUUGAGAACGUCCAGAAAGAGAUGGCUGAGCUCAAGCAAGCGGUGUCACAGAUUCCGGGUCCUUCUGAUACAAUGGGAAAAGACAGCGCAUCUGAGAUUCCUUGUCCUUCAGCAACAAUGGGGAAAUCAUCACAGAGUCCGUGUCCUGCAGCAACAAAGGAAAAAGGCAAAUACAAGGUUGAGGAGAGUGUGGUUCCUCCUACGGUUCGUCGUAGCCCUCGGCAAGGAAGAAAGGAGAUUGAAACCAAAACUGAUGAUAUGAUGGAUUUUUUGAAGAAUUUGUCACAAUCAUCUACCCAUGGGGAACCUUCAUCGAAAAAAAAGAAAUGA
Molecule: messenger RNA, 1515 nt
Organism: Brassica napus (rape)
Lineage: Eukaryota; Viridiplantae; Streptophyta; Magnoliopsida; Brassicales; Brassicaceae
Exons: 3
Coding region: 1-1515 (504 amino acids)
Source: RefSeq, a predicted model, not a curated record